GUCUGACAAAGUGAAUUCGGAUGAAAAAAUAUCGCAUCGACUAAUCGACCACUAUGACUCCCACGCUUCUGUUACUGGGACUCGAUUUAACGCUGUGUGCCUCAAACAAGGAUCGUCAGACAACACAAUGGAAUCCCUGCUUCACACGAACUCGUUCUCCUCAGUUUCUGCGGGGGCCGAUCCCUCCCCAUCCAGCUCUAUUUCAAGCCAUGGAGACUGCGAACAAUACGAAGACCUGCCAGAUACGCUGACAUUGCCAUCAUCUCCGCCACUUUCAACUGCUUCCCAUCAGGGAUGUGAUGGUGGUCGGAAAUCGGAUUUCAGUGCCUCUGGGCGAUCUAUUGUUGAACAAGCCCAUGUUGAAUAUCAGGACCAUCAUGGCAAUGACGAUGUAGAGUCGAUAUGCUCAUCCACCGUCCAGUAUUGUCAAGAACAGUUCGACGCCUAUAAAAUCAAAGUUAUUCAGCUCUGUCAUGACGUCGGUUUGGGCGAGCCGUCGGAAAUUGAACGUAUGGAGGGGGGAUCUUUCAACAGGGUCGUUGGACUGACCUUCCCAUCUGCUGACAAGCCUCAGUAUGUCCUCAGAGUACCUCGCUACGCUUUGAAUGAGGAACAAGCAAAGGACAUCAAAGAUCAAGUCUCCGUGCAGCUCCACCUUUCAAAAUAUGACUCUCUACCAGUCGCCACAGCUGUUGCAUACGACUCAACAACAGAGAAUGCAAUUAACUGCCAAUAUGUUCUACAAGAACGCCUUCACGGAGAAAGCAUCUGUGGCAUCUUCUAUGGACUUCCCCUUAGCGAGAAACUCCAAAUUACUACAAAAGUUGCCGAGAUGAUCUUGAACCUCGAGUCUAUUGUCUUCGACAGACCUGGGAGACUGAUUGGAGCAGACAAUAUCCCUGCUUCCUCGGCCCCCUCAGCCAAGCUGGUGGCCGGAAUCACAGUCUCGGGAUUUCGCGAUCACCCGAUGUUCGAUGGGCCGGCCUUGGAGAAGCAGCCAUUGGUUUCCCUCAUCUGGGCAUUGCUUGAACAUCGCAAGGAAGUCUAUGAUGACAUGCCGCACUUGGUAGAGAGAUGCGAGAGACUACAGGAAGUUGCAAAGGAGAUGCAAUCAGCUGGUUUGAUGCGAGUUGCAGAUAAUGACAGCGUGUUGUGGCAUUGGGAUCUUUCUGCCUCAAAUAUUUUGGCUCGACAAAUCAACGCUUCCCCAAUAGUCGAUGUCACUAUCAGUCGUGGACAAGGGAGUCGCAUCCUUCUAGACAAGAGUGACAACCACAAGUCGGUAUUGAGCUUUCACGAGACAGAUAACCAAGGUGUAUUCCACAAUGUCCGAGUCGAGACUGAGUGUCACUCUUCUACAAGCUGUCAGCAUGCGGUUGAGGUGAAAAUUGAAGAUGACGCCGGACAUGCCUUUCACCAUACGGCCAAAUUCGCACACCACAACAGAUCUGGAAAAGAGAUUUUGAUCAAUACACACAACAAAUCUACUUCAGGCGGUGGGGUACCAAAUUACGCUAAUGGCCAGCAAGAAUCAUCUGAGACAAAAGAUUCACUGAAAGGAGAUUGGGAACUCAGCGGGAUCUUGGACUGGGAUGAUGUAUUGGCUGUUCCACUAGUUUUGUCCAGGAAACCUCCAUCAUGGCUUUGGCUUAAUGAACAUGAUCGGGCGUCUUCUUGGUGUGGUGAUCGGGAUGAGAAGCCCCAGAGAGAUCUAACAGGUGAUGAACUGCUCAUCAAGGCCCAUUUCGACCAGGUAAUGACGAGAGCAAGCCCAACGUGGAUGGAUGAUGCUUAUGGCCGUGGAGUCUGGCUGAGAGCUCUGGCAAGAUAUGGGCUGUAUCCUUUUGAGGAUGGCCUCAAUUACAGCAACUAUGAUGACUUUAUAGCUGCUUGGGAUGGAUACUUUCAAUCUGUAGCAAGAUGAUCUGUAUUGGAGGGGAGGUCUCCAGCUGCGCUUUUCGAAAUGAAUGUUGAAGUCAUAACGCACAUCGUCAAUUCUCGUGCCCACUGCUAGACAUUAGAGAAUGCUACAGUACUCCAAGUACAAAUUUCUGAAGUAUAUUGCAAUCAAAGAAAACAAUUGGUUGAAAGACUCGUCAUCUGUCGAGGAGCUUUUAUUGAUAGAGGCGUGUCGCUGGGGAAGAAUAUUGAGAGCAUCGGGCUUUCGUAAUUCCCACAGGACCAACAUGCUUAAGAUUAGAUGAUGAUUCAAAUUCCCAAGUAUAGGUAACCACGACUUUUUUUGUGUUGAG
Cadophora gregata is the source of this 2252-nucleotide messenger RNA. RefSeq lists its product as uncharacterized. Lineage: Eukaryota; Fungi; Ascomycota; Leotiomycetes; Helotiales; Ploettnerulaceae. The record is from RefSeq and is a predicted model, not a curated record. The coding region runs from base 128 to 1924 and encodes 598 amino acids. The transcript is spliced from 2 exons.